This is a messenger RNA of Ilex paraguariensis (yerba mate), 804 nucleotides long. Lineage: Eukaryota; Viridiplantae; Streptophyta; Magnoliopsida; Aquifoliales; Aquifoliaceae. The record is from the annotation of a GenBank genome assembly.
AUGUCAGAGAUUGUUGUUGCAGAGCCCAGUAGUGUUGGUACUAGUACAAGAAGAGUCUACACUACAACUAAUACAAGACCCUUUACAAGAUCAAUUACUUCUGGGCGUGAUAGUGUGCCUGACCCCUUUGAUAGUGAGAAGUUGCCGGUGACUUUGAUUCCUGAGAUUCGAAGGUUUCUUCGCAUCGCGAAUCUAAUAGAAAUUGAGGAGCCUCGUGUUGCUUAUCUCUGCCGGUUUCAUGCUUUUGAAGUAGCCCAUAACUUGGACCGGCAUUCGAGUGGACGGGGUGUAAGACAAUUCAAAACAUCUCUGCUUCAGAGACUUGAACAGGAUCUGAAUUCUGAAAUACUUGCAUGGUUAGCAAUAGAUGAGGAUGAAGAAGUUACUUUCAGAAAAAGGAGGGAAAAGAAUGAUUUACGUGAACUCAAACGUGUUUAUCGUGAGUACGAAAACUACAUUAUCAAACAUGGUGGGGAAUGUAAUCUGGAAAAUAGCGAGAAGUUGAGUAAAGCGCGUGCAAUUGCUUCUGUUUUAAAUGAAGUAUUGCAUAUAGUUACUAAUGCGGCAGGUUCUCAGGCCCUCACUGAUACUGGCAGCAUCAAUGCUUUUGUGCCAUAUAACAUUCUACCCCUUGAUCAAGGAGGUGUUCAUCAAGCAAUAAUGCAACUCCCUGAGAAAGGAAAUGUUGCAAACCAAAGGGAGCAUUUAAUUCUACUUCUGGCUAACACCCAUAUACGGCAAAGUCAUAAGCAAACAUUUAUGUCGAAGGUUGCCAUAUGUGAAACCGGAGGCCCAACAACAUAA